CCAGAAGUUUUGAUUCAAAACCUCCAAGAGCUGAGUCAGGUAAGCAAAUUUUGUAAGCUCAGGUUACGCUUCUAACACGUCAGUAUCGGUUACUUUAAUGUGAUUUGAAAAUAAUCAUACGCUUUUAAUUUAUUCUCGACUAUUUUCCGUCAAACAACGUUGGAGGACACCCAAACAAAGAUGUGCUACAGUUUGGUCGCGGUGGCCAUCUUCGUCUUGUGCUUCUACGUCUACAAGUCGUACUACAAAUCGGCGCCGGGUCCGUGGAACCUGCCGAUAGUCGGCGCGUUGCCGCGCCUGGACCCGAAACAGCCCCACGUGACGUUGACGAGAUGGGCGAAGGAAUACGGGCCGGUGUACGGGCUGAAGCUGGGCAGCGUGUACACGGUCGUGAUGACCGAUCCGCGGACGAUACGGAACGUCUUCUGCAAGGACGCGACGACCGGAAGGGCGCCGCUUUAUCUCACGCACGGCAUCAUGAACGGAUAUGGUUUGAUUUGUGCCGAGGGUGAAAGAUGGAAAGACCAACGGAAAUUCAUCCACCACGCCUUAAGACAAUUCGGGGCGUCGAAAAUCGGAAAACGAGACAAAAUGGAACAACUAAUCAUGGAAAAUGCCUUAGAUUUUGUCAAAUUCGUCAAAGAGAAAGGUAAAGAAGUACGUCUUGAUCCUUUGGAAGGCUUAAGACACAGCUUAGGGUCAGUCAUAAACGACAUAGUUUUUGGAAAAUCGUGGAGUCGAGACGACGAAACUUGGAAGUGGUUGCAACAUUUGCAGGAAGAAGGAACGAAACAUAUUGGAGUUGCAGGACCUCUCAAUUUCCUCUCUUUCUUAAUCAAAAUUCCAAUAUACCGCAAAACAAUGGAAUUCUUAAUGGAGGGAAAAUUGGAAACUCAUAAAGUCUAUCAACAAUUGAUCGAUGAGCAAGAGAAAUUCAUGAAAAGUGUCGACUAUGCAUCGAACGAAAACCUAAUCCAGGCAUUCCUGCAAGAGAGACAUAGAAGAAACGGAACCAAUAACGAAUAUUACUGCGACCAGCAGUUCUACCAUUUGUUAGCUGAUGUCUUUGGAGCCGGUUUAGAUACCACCCUAACCACUAUGAGAUGGUACUUGUUGUACAUGGCCACAAAUUCGGAAAUACAAAAAGCUGUCAGAUCUCAAAUCAAUGAAAUGGUACCAAAUAGCAACUUAUCCCUCAACGACUUAUGGAAACUACCAUUGGUCGAGGCGUCCAUUAUGGAGGCUCAAAGAAUCAGAUCGGUAGUACCAGUUGGAAUACCACACGGCUCUUUGGACUAUUUAGAAAUAGGGGGUUACAAGGUACCACCGAACACUAUGUUGAUACCCUUGCAGUGGGCCAUACACAUGAACGAAGACAUUUUCCCCGACCCCGAACGAUUUGACCCCCACAGGUUUUUGGAUGAAGAUGGUAAUUUGUGCAGGAACGAUUAUUUUAUGCCCUUUCAAACAGGCAAACGUAUGUGUAUUGGCGACGAAUUGGCCAGAAUGUUAUUGUUCCUUUUCUGUGCUACGAUUGUUCAAAAUUUUGAGUUGAGCGUUGAAGAUUUGAAGAAGGUCGAUUUAACUGGAGACUGUGGAAUAACUUUGACUCCUAAACCUCAAAAAAUUAUUUUUAAAGAUCUGUACAUGUGAAAGUUUUGAUUUUUACUGAGUAAAUAAUCAUCAAAGUUUAAUUUUUUUAUAAUUUUUUUAUAUGAUAUAUGGAAUUAUAUAUA
Messenger RNA from Aethina tumida (small hive beetle), 1736 nucleotides. RefSeq names its product cytochrome P450 306a1 (gene phtm). The record is from RefSeq and is a predicted model, not a curated record. Gene Ontology annotation, biological process: xenobiotic metabolic process. Lineage: Eukaryota; Metazoa; Arthropoda; Insecta; Coleoptera; Nitidulidae. The transcript has 8 exons. Gene Ontology annotation, cellular component: intracellular membrane-bounded organelle; cytoplasm. The coding region runs from base 181 to 1653 and encodes 490 amino acids. Gene Ontology annotation, molecular function: oxidoreductase activity, acting on paired donors, with incorporation or reduction of molecular oxygen, reduced flavin or flavoprotein as one donor, and incorporation of one atom of oxygen; iron ion binding; heme binding.